AUGCGCGGCUCGGUAGCAGCUUUCGUGCUGCUGGUGACCAGCAGCUACUUCCUCGUGAUCGCGCAAGCGCUGCAGCAGCCCCAGCCUGCAGUUGCUCAUCACGCUAGUAUUGGCGUGAGCUGCAGGCCUCACGAGAUGGAAGCGCUCCUGCAGUUCAAGCAAGGCGUCACAAGCGACCCAGCAGGCUUUCUUUUCUCGUGGAGACAAGAAGGGUUCCAUGGGCAGGAGGACGACUGCUGUCACUGGGCAGGCGUCUGGUGCAGCAACCGGACUGGCCAUGUCGUCGAGCUUCGACUUGGCAACUCCAACCUCUAUGAUGGCUAUGCUUUGGUCGGGCAGAUAAGUCGUUCUUUGCUUUCUUUGGAGCAUCUAGAGUACCUAGAUCUCAGCAUGAACAGCUUAGAGGGCGCCACUGGACAAAUUCCAGAGUUUUUAGGCUCUUUGAAGAACCUCGAGUACCUAAACCUCUCUGGGAUACCUUUUUCUGGCAGAGUGCCUCCUCACCUCGGCAACUUGUCAAAGUUGCAAUAUCUCGAUAUUUCUAGUGGUGCUGAUACAUUCUCUGUGGACAUGUCAUGGCUAACACGUUUGCAGUUUCUAGAUUAUCUUAACCUCAAAACAGUAAACCUCAGCACAGUAGCUGACUGGCCUCAUGUAGUAAACAUGAUUCCUUCACUGAUGUUCCUCGAUCUUUCUGACUGCAUGCUUGCUAGUGCAAACCAGUCACUUCCACAACUUAACCUUACUAAUCUUAAGUGGCUAGAUCUCUCUAGAAACUACUUCCACCACCGAAUUUCGUCAUGCUGGUUCUGGAACCUAACAAGCCUUGAGUACCUUAACCUUGCAUUCACCGGCACGUAUGGUCAACUUCCUGAGGCGUUGGGAAGCAUGAUACCAUUACAGUUCAUAGAUUUAUCGUACAAUAAAAUCAGCAUGCCCAUGGUAAACCUGGAGAACCUAUGCAGUUUGAGAAUCAUACACCUUCAGUCAUGCUUCUCAUAUGGAAAUAUAGAAGAAUUAAUCGAGAGGUUGCCACGAUGUUCACAAAACAAGUUGCGCGAGUUGAAUCUGCAGUCAAACCAACUAACAGGGCUGCUACCAAAUUUUAUGGACCAUUUGACCAGCUUAGUCGUUCUUGAUCUCAGUUGGAACAACAUUACUGGACUACUCCCAACAUUUUUGGGAAAUUUCACUUCUUUAAGGAGGCUGGACCUCACUGGUAACAAUUUUACCGGAGGCGUACCAUAUGAGAUUGGUGCGCUCACAAAUUUGACCAGCCUAAAUCUACAGUACAAUGGUUUCGACGGUGUGAUCACAGAGAAACACUUUGGUGGUCUAAAGAGCUUGCAGUACCUACAUGUAUCUUAUACUUCCUUGAAGAUUCAGGUCAGUUCAUACUGGCAGCCUCCCUUUAGACUACUGUCUGCUGAUUUGGGUCAUAUCCAAUUGGGUCCUCUGUUCCCUUCCUGGCUGCGAUGGAUGGUGGACAUAUAUUUUCUUGAUAUUUCAAGCGCGGGUAUAAAUGACGGGAUUCCACACUGGUUUUCGAACACCUUUUCAAAUUGUUCAUAUUUGAACCUAGCAAAAAAUCAACUCACUGGAGAUCUGCCAAGAAAUAUGGAAAUCAUGUCGGUGGAAAGGCUCUAUCUACAUUCCAACAAUUUAACUGGUCAAAUACCACCACUGCCACAAAGCCUAACCCACUUGGACAUCUCCAUGAACUCUCUGUUCGGACCUCUGCCCUUAGGUUUUGUAGCUCCAAACCUAACAGAACUGUCUCUAUUCGGCAACCGCAUCACGGAUGGUAUUCCAAAAUAUAUAUGCAGGUUUAAGCAAUUGAUGGUAUUGGACUUAGCCAACAACUUGUUUGAAGGAGAGCUUCCACCAUGCUUUGGGAUGACAAACAUUAUGACUUUAGAGUUAAGUAACAAUAGUUUGUCUGGCGAAUUCCCUUCUUUUUUGCAAAACACCACAAACUUGCAAUUCCUUGAUUUAGCAUGGAAUAAGUUCUCUGGAAGAUUGCCAAUAUGGAUAGGAAACCUAGUGGGAUUGCAAUUUCUACGGUUAAGGCACAACAAGUUCUCUGGGAACAUUCCAGCGAGUUUCACAAACCUUGGAUGCCUUCAAUAUUUGGAUAUGGCGGAAAAUGGUAUUUCUGGUUCUUUACCUAGACAUAUGUUAAAUUUAACAGCAAUGAGAGGGAAAUAUUCGACAAGAAGGUACCCUAUACGUCCAUUAUUUUGUAGCUAUUACAACAUACCAGAAGAAUAUCAUAGCGUUAGUUUGUCUACAGUUACAAAGGGGCAAGACCUUAACUAUGGUUCCAGUAGCCAUAUUUUGGACAUAAAAAUGAUGAGCAUCGACUUGUCUUUAAACAAUUUAUCAGGUGAAAUUCCAGAAGAAAUAGUCACUCUUGAUGCACUGCUGAAUUUGAACCUCUCCCAUAACUACUUCACCAGAAAUAUUCCUAAAGAGAUUGGAGAGUUGAAACUACUAGAAUCACUUGACUUCUCCAGGAACGGCCUUUCUGGGGAAAUACCAUUGAGUGUGUCAAAUAUGGCAUUCCUGAGCUACAUGGACUUGUCAUACAACAAUCUUACAGGAAGAAUACCAUCUGGAUCACAGCUUGACAGCCUCUAUGCAUCAAAUCCAUAUAUGUAUACUGGCAACAUGGGUCUCUGUGGGUAUCCUCUCACAACGGUAUGUUCCAACAAUGAUACAUCAAUGCAAAGUCCUUUGGGAGGAACUGAAGAAGGUUCGGAUUUUUUCUACCUCGGGCUUGGAUGUGGCUUCAUAGUGGGUAUUUGGAUGGUUUUCUGCGCCCUGUUAUUCAAGAAACGAUGGAGAAUUGCUUGCUUCACCCUCUUCGAUAAGUCAUAUAGCUAA
This is a messenger RNA of Miscanthus lutarioriparius, 2886 nucleotides long. Lineage: Eukaryota; Viridiplantae; Streptophyta; Magnoliopsida; Poales; Poaceae. The record is from the annotation of a GenBank genome assembly.